Molecule: messenger RNA, 1229 nt
Organism: Tarenaya hassleriana
Lineage: Eukaryota; Viridiplantae; Streptophyta; Magnoliopsida; Brassicales; Cleomaceae
Product: eukaryotic translation initiation factor 2 subunit beta-like
Exons: 10
Coding region: 107-925 (272 amino acids)
Biological process (GO): formation of cytoplasmic translation initiation complex; translational initiation; formation of translation preinitiation complex
Cellular component (GO): eukaryotic translation initiation factor 2 complex
Molecular function (GO): mRNA binding; translation initiation factor binding; translation initiation factor activity
Source: RefSeq, a predicted model, not a curated record
CGUGUUGUGUGCGCCUCAGUUCGAGUCCUGUCGUGUGUGUUCAAUCAAUCGACUUAGGGAGGGUUUCCCGUUCUCUCUCGAUCGUCUCUCCCUGCCAUCAGUUAUCAUGGCCGAAGAACCUAAUGACAUGAAGGACGAAGUGAGGGAAGAGCCUGAAAUUACGGCCUUUGACCCAACAAAGAAGAAGAAGAAGAAGAAAGUGGUGAUUCAGGACACUCUUGACGACUCGACAGAGUUGCCAGCAGAGAAAGCUGAUUCAUUGCCAGCCAGUGAUGGUCUUGAAAGCACAUUUACUGGUAUGAAGAAGAAGAAAAAGAAGCCUGUUGAACCAAGCUCUUUGAAUGAGGAAUGUGGAGAGGCCGGAGAAGAUAUAGAUGACCUUGGUAACGAUGAGGAAGAGGGCGAUGGAAUAGUCCUCCAGCAGCAGCGUUACCCCUGGGAAGGAAGUGAUCGUGAUUACGAGUAUGAGGAGCUGCUUGGCAGGGUUUUUAACAUUCUUCGUGAGAAUAACCCUGAGCUUGCAGGAGAUAGGCGUCGUACUGUUAUGAGGCCUCCUCAAGUUCUUCGGGAGGGUACAAAGAAAACCGUAUUUGUAAAUUUCAUGGACCUUUGCAAGACGAUGCAUCGCCAACCGGAUCAUGUCAUGGCUUUCUUGCUUGCUGAACUGGGUACUAGUGGUUCACUCGAUGGACAGCAAAGGUUGGUCGUCAAGGGAAGGUUUGCCCCCAAGAACUUUGAAGGGAUUUUGCGACGAUAUGUCAAUGAGUACGUCAUUUGCCUUGGUUGCAAGAGUCCGGACACACUUCUUUCUAAGGAGAAUCGACUUUUCUUUCUCAGAUGUGAGAAGUGUGGAUCAGGACGAUCGGUGGCGCCGAUCAAAGCUGGUUUUGUUGCUCGUGUGGGUCGGAGGACUGGCAAAACAUAAGCUUCCCCUUGCUGUAAUAACACUGGAGUUUUGUUGUUAGUCUCGUCUUGUAUGUGGUUGUUGCUUAUCCAAGUUUUCAUGACAAAUUAUGCUGAAGAGACUAUAUGGGUUGGUAGGUACCCCUAGACCUCGAGCAAAUUACAAACUUUACGGGUUCGGAUAAUCCCACUGGUUGGUUCUUUAUUUCUUUAUCAGAUGUCUUUUGAUGUAAAUGAUUCAAGGUUGCCUUUUGAACUUUGUGGAUUGCCCAUGAGUAAAGUUUGCACAUUAUGAUGUAAGAAGACAUUAUAUGUGUUAUGGAGUA